CGGCCGUUGCUCCUGGCUGCGGCUUCGGCUACGACAAGCCCCCGAGCUGAGGAGGGGGCGGCAGGUGGCCCGGGACUGAGCGGGGGGCUCCGGAGAGAGUGUGAGGGUGCAGGGGGCCCGGUGAGGGGACCGAGGAGGCAGGAGGCCGCAGUCACAGGGCCCUGGGCGCAGGUCCCAGCUUGGCUGCGCGACUCUGGGCCUCAGUUUCUCCCUCCAGACAGUGGGUGCGACGUUGGUUCCCAUUUUGUGGAGUCUACAGCUCAGUCAACGCUCGGCCUCUGAGAGGCCCGGCCGUGCUGCCUGUCUCUCUCCACACCCAGGCCCUCUGCCUCGGCCGCCAUCAGCCCCAGGGACACCCAGCCACAGAGGGGGUCCAGGGUGCAGACUCGAGGAGUUCCUUCUUUGGACUCAGUUUACCCAGAUUCCUCCCUGCGGCCUACAAGGCCCCGCACGACCUGCCUCGACCCCGACCUGCCCUCCCUCCUCCCCCUCUCCCCCUCACUCCCUCUGCUGCAGCCUCAAGGGCCUCCUCACUGUUCCUCCUACAACAUCCAGUCCUGCCCCAGGGCCUUUGCACUUGCUGUUUUCGCCACCUGGAAAGUUCCAGCCCUGAACUGCCAUCUUUCAGGUCUUUGUGCAAGUGCCCUCCCUCCCCUACAGAAGACCCUUCCUGAUCACCCCCAGCUGUAGACAGCCCCUGAGGGGUUCCCUGGCCCCCCCCAGACGCCUUUAAAUUCCCUGGAGCACUUUGUUUGACCUGACGUUUUAUUGCAUAUUUGUUGGCUCAUUUAACAUCCAUCCCUCCUCCAGAGCAGGAUCGGGGGGAGGGCCCCCAGCACCUUGCUUGGGGCUAGCAUACAGUAGGCGCUCAGUAGAUGUUUGCUGAAUGACUGAAUGACUCUCUCCUUUGAAGGGUUAGGUAGGAGCCAUUCGUAAAUUCUGGCGCUCUGAGCUUGGGGGUGGGAGUUCCCCUAGGUUAGGGGCCUCGGUGCUGGAUGGUCCUGGGUUCGAAUAUGAGCUCUGCCUUCUGCCAGGCAUGUGACUGUGGGCGAGUCCCUUAAUCUGGAGGAAAGGACAUUGGAACCGGGGCUUUGAAGGAUGCGUAGGAGUUCGGGACAAGCACUUAGGAAGUGGUUAAGAUAGAUUCUCAGUAAUGUGUGUGGAAUCAUUGACUGAAUGAAGGACAGAAGACCCUUUCUGGAAAGCGUCCAGUUUGGUGUUUCCUGUCCUGAACUGUCAGGGUGGGGGGCCUCGGGGAGGCCCAGAGAGGGACACAGUUGUCCACUGCAGGGGGCCCAGCAGGGGCGUGGGCCUCAGGCUUUACCUCCCAGCUAAGGCUGCCCUCUGUGGCCUGAGAGUUGCAGUGGGCCGAGUUCCUGGGAAACCAGGGUUUCCGGGAAAGGCCUGGCCUUGUUCCCCCUCCCUUGACCUUGCCUCUCUGGUUGCCAGGGCAACGGACAAGCCCUCCCCACCCCCUCGGGCUGUACAGAAUGAGAAACUGAGGCCCAGAGAGGAGCAGUGAUUGGUUCCUGGGUCGUACAGAAGGAGAAAACGGAGGCCACUGUCACCUGGUCUUUCCCGCAGGAUCUGCCUGGCAGCAUGUGUCAUGGCCCUGGCUUGGGAUUGGGGACGGGGAGUGACAGAGCUGGCCUCAGAGACACCCCCCCCCACCCACCUUGUGUGGCCCAGGCCAGGGCUGCGGGAACCCUGAGCAGAGCAGGAAAGGCUGCCCGAAGGAAGGAGCACUGGAGAUGGGGCUUUGAGGGAUGUGUAGGAGUUCGAGAGGAUUCUCAGCAUCUGCCUGGCCUUUGCUGGCUCCUUUCUCCUGGUCAGCCAUGGGGGAGGAGGGCACCUUGGUUGUCGCAGGUCCCAUGGGACAAAGAGUGACAGGCCUGCCUGUCACCUGGGCUGACCUGAAGGGGAGGACGAGGAGGAUGGGGCAACAGGUCCCUGACCCAGUUGCAGACUGUUUGUCCUCCUUCCUUUGGCACCAGCUGGGGUCACUGGUGACGUGGGCUCCCGCCCCUGCCCGCCUCCCGGGCACCUCUUCCCAGAGCGGGGGUGGGGGCUCCCCGAGGGGAGGGGUCCGGGAGAGGACUCUGGGAAGGCCCGCCCCCUGGCUCACACCCCAGCCGCCCCUCAUCACGGCCCCAGUGAGUGCCAGACCUUGGGUGGCAGCCAUGGCCCAACGUCAACACCGUUGCUCUGGCCUCCUGCCACCGUGGCGUCCCCCCGGGGAGCAGGGGGCAGCGACCUGUGUCUCCAUCGAUUCCGUCCCCCCCCGGCUCCUCCAGCCACAUGGCCUGGGCCCUGGGCUCUGCUGCCCGGCUGUGCGACCCUGGGCCAGUCGCUGCCCGUCUCUGAGGCUCAGACGUGGGAAAGGCACAUCCGAGGGGGCCCGGGACUGGGGCCUGGGGUGGCCACCUCCAUCGUCCCUCGGCCUCAGCGGAAAAGGGCCCGAGGUCCAGCUGUUCCGGUGACUCACGCUUCGGGGGACACUGGCGUGGGGAGCAGGGCUGGCACCAGCCGAGCCCGUGCCCCCAGCCCAGCCGGGGCAGGAGGCUGUUUUCCGAGGCUCGGUCGUGGGUGAAGUCCGGGGUCGUCCCUCUGCCCCCCGUGCACCCCAAGGCCAGAGGUGGCCCAGGGAGCCAGGGCACAGAGCAGGGAGGCACCCCGGGCCCGCAGGGGGGACCGGCCCGGCCACCUCCAUCUAGAAAGAGCCGACAGCCCCAAGCCGCGGGGUCCCUCCCAGAAGAGAAAAGGGCCCGAUGGCCGUGGCGGGCUGGGGUGCUGGGGGCUGAGCCUCACCCGGGCCCCCCGAGACCCCGCAGGACCUGGGCCAGGUCCCCGCCCCUCCGUGAGCCUCAGUUUCCCCAUCAUGCAAAGAGUAGCAGAACCUGGGGUACUGCCUGCCCCCCCGGAAGACGGAUGAGUUCCACCCGUUCAUCGAGGCGCUGCUGCCUCACGUGCGCGCCUUUGCCUACACCUGGUUCAACCUGCAGGCGCGGAAGCGCAAGUACUUCAAGAAGCACGAGAAGCGCAUGUCAAAGGACGAGGAGCGCGCGGUGAAGGACGAGCUGCUGGGCGAGAAGGCCGAGGUCAAGCAGAAGUGGGCGUCACGGCUGCUGGCCAAGCUGCGCAAGGACAUCCGGCCCGAGUUCCGCGAGGACUUCGUGCUGGCUAUCACGGGCAAGAAGGCCCCGGGCUGCGUGCUCUCCAACCCCGACCAGAAGGGCAAGAUGCGCCGCAUCGACUGCCUGCGCCAGGCCGACAAGGUGUGGCGCCUGGACCUGGUCAUGGUCAUCCUCUUCAAGGGCAUCCCGCUCGAGAGCACCGACGGCGAGCGCCUGGUGAAGGCGGCGCAGUGCGGCCACCCGGUGCUCUGCGUGCAGCCGCACCACAUCGGCGUGGCCGUCAAGGAGCUCGACCUCUACCUGGCCUACUUCGUGCGCGAGCGAGACGCGGAGCAGAGCGGCAGCCCCCGGGCGGGCAUGGGCUCCGACCAGGAGGACAGCAAGCCCAUCACGCUGGACACGACUGACUUCCAGGAAAGCUUCGUCACCUCCGGCGUGUUCAGUGUCACCGAGCUCAUCCAAGUGUCCCGGACACCCGUGGUGACUGGAACAGGACCCAACUUCUCCCUGGGGGAGCUGCAGGGGCACCUGGCCUACGACCUGAAUCCAGCCAGCACCGGCAUGAGAAGAACGCUACCCAGCACUUCCUCCAGUGGGAGCAAGCGGCACAAAUCGGGCUCGAUGGAGGAAGACGUGGACACGAGCCCCGGCGGCGAUUACUACACCUCGCCCAGCUCUCCCACGAGUAGCAGCCGCAACUGGACAGAGGAUAUGGAAGGAGGCAUCUCAUCCCCAGUGAAGAAGACAGAGAUGGACAAGUCGCCUUUCAACAGCCCGUCUCCCCAGGACUCGCCUCGCCUCUCCAGCUUCACCCAGCACCACCGGCCCGUCAUCGCCGUGCACAGCGGGAUCGCCCGGAGCCCGCACCCGUCCUCGGCCCUGCACUUCCCUACGACCUCCAUUCUGCCCCAGACGGCCUCCAGCUACUUCCCGCACACGGCCAUCCGCUACCCGCCGCACCUCAACCCCCAGGACCCGCUCAAAGAUCUCGUCUCGCUGGCCUGCGACCCGGCCAGCCAGCAGCCUGGACCGUUAAAUGGAAGUGGUCAGCUCAAACUGUCCAGUCACUGCCUUCCCGCCCAGAUGCUGGCCCCCCCCGCCCCCCGGGCUGCCGCGGCUGGCGCUCCCCCCCGCCGCCAAACCCACCUCCGAGGGAGGAUGCGCAUCGCCGACCUCGCCCUCCUACUCUACGCCCGGCACGUCCCCUGCAAACCGUUCCUUUGUGGGAUUAGGACCAAGGGAUCCAGCGGGCAUGUAUCAGGCACAGUCCUGGUAUCUGGGAUAGGAAUUCUUCGCGCGCCCUGCUCCUUGGUCCCGGGAAUCCCGGGGGGCCGCCCAGCUGGCCCCCGGGCCACGUUUUCGGUGGAAAGUUAGAGUGAGCAAGAACAGACCCCGACUCCCAGCCCGGCCGAAAAGACAAAACACACAGACACUUAUACACAGGAGGGAAAAAGAGAAAAAAAGGCGGAAAAAAAAAAAAAAAAGACCAACGGGGGGAAAAAAGAAAACUCAUAAAAAUAAACCCACCCAACCAAGAAGACAAGAGGUGAAGACGGCAACGCUGCAGACUCUCGGGACGCCACGGCCACCCCUCCGAGGACCAGGGGCGCCUCCCUAAGUUAUUCAUCUCCUCUCGCCGCCACCGCCGCUGCUGCUGCUCCGGACACGGGCGCCCGCUCCCGUCUCCGCCCCGGACCAGGUGAGCGCAGCCUGGUGCCCGGGCCAGGCCCAACAGGGCAGGACACCCAGCGAGGCCACCUGUCCCCGCGCCACCACCGCCACCGCCGGGACGUCGCCGGGCCCCCCGCGAUGGGGUUUGCCAAGCGGGGAGGCGGGCGCCGGGGGACGGCGAGGACCCCAGCAGCGGGCAGCAGAGGCCGCCCUGGAGGCCGGGGCGGGCAGGGAAGCCACAAGAGCAGAAGAGGGUUGUGGGGAGACCCCGGGUGUCGCCACGGGCCGAGGACGCGUGGCAGGUACCUUCUCAGGAGUGUCCGCGGUCUCGGACCUCCGUCCGCCCGGGAGCGCGCGCUCGCGGGGGUCGCCUGGGGACUUGGGGUUCGGCCCCGGGCCUGCCCUGUUUGGGAGGAGAAGUCUAUGCAAUUGACCCCCAGCCCCCCGAGGCAGAGGAGGCCACCCCCCACCCCGCCCCCGCCGGCCCGCACCCCCAGGGGAGGGACCCACGUUGCACACACUGUAAGAAAUGCACUUUCCGAGGAAGGGGCUGGGGGGCUGUGUGGAGAGGGGGCGCCGUCUGGGGUCUCCAUGCGCCGCGCCCUGGGAGGGAGGACCCCCCACUUAGGUUCCUGCAGGUGGGAGGUGAGAGCGAGUGGUUUAAGUGCCUGAUUCCCACCGCCCGCCCCCCCCUUGGUCCAGCCGGGAUGCGAGUGGCCGCGGGCAUCUGCCACCCUCCCCUCCCCCGCAGCCCGGCCACCUCCAGUCGCUGAUCCCUCAUUGCUACGCCCCCCUCAGAGCUAGAGAGAUGGGACCCCCGCCCUGUGGGCCCAAGGGGCAGAGCCGGGCGCCCCCCCAGCGUCCUGCCUGCGGGGGUGCGGGGUGGGGUGUGCGGGAGCCGGCGUGCGCCCCGCGCCUCCCCUGCCAGUGCCUUACAUCCUGGAGCCACACCCUCCCUGGUGCGUCCCAGCCCAAAGGGGGACCACGGUUUGCACUUUCGUCCCCCUUCCCCCCGAGAAAUGGG
Molecule: messenger RNA, 5829 nt
Organism: Equus quagga
Lineage: Eukaryota; Metazoa; Chordata; Mammalia; Perissodactyla; Equidae
Gene: NFIC
Product: nuclear factor I C
Exons: 11
Coding region: 3042-4508 (488 amino acids)
Biological process (GO): regulation of transcription by RNA polymerase II
Cellular component (GO): nucleus
Molecular function (GO): RNA polymerase II cis-regulatory region sequence-specific DNA binding; DNA-binding transcription factor activity, RNA polymerase II-specific
Source: RefSeq, a predicted model, not a curated record